GGCAGAAGAAGCAUCAAGAAUCGGCGAAAUGGAGGAUGACACGAUGUCUGUCACUAGAACGAAGUCAACGAGACACCAUGGCACCCACAGUGGUAAACGGAACGCUUCGCUCAAGUCGAAACCAUCCCGUGGUGUUCCUAAGGAGAGCACCAUCUCAAGGGUUUCCAAGGGUCUAAAGUCGUCGCUAUCUGUCGAGAAAACGCCCCCCAAUAAACGUUCAAGCCAGAAGCCAAAUUCAAGGUCACAUCCUUCAUUACGCUCUGCAAGUGAAAUAAAGCAGGUUCCCAAGGAGGGCACCAUCUCAAAGGCGUCUGUGGGUCUAAAGUCGCCGCUAUCUGUCGAUAGAACGCCCCCCAAUAAACAUCCAAGCCAGAAGCCAAACUCAAGGUCACGUCGUUCAUUGUACUCUGGAAGUAAAAUAAAUCAGGAAUUCGAAAAGAGUGACGACUGCGAGAAGGCAAAGACAGAUUGUCGCACCGAAAUCACUCCUUCGGACAGCACGUCGCCACGGGCGCAGCCAGGGCCUUGGUCUUCGACCACGAGCGGAACUAUUGGCAGCACCUUCAGGCGGCACGCGCAGGCAUUCGUGCUCACGGCCGUGGCAAUGGUGAUGCUCACGCUGAUUGUUGGCGCGCUCUUGGUUCGCCGGCGCCCGGUCGCCGUUGCGUGCACUUCUCCGGCCUGCCACUACUACUCCUUGCUGCUGCAGGACACGCUGAACGAGUCCACGCCGCCUUGUGCGGACCUGUACGAGCACGUGUGUUCCCGCUGGGACGCCCGUCACCCUUACUCGGUCAAGACGUUCGUGUACAACGAGUUCCUGGCGUCUGUGGCAUCGAUUAUGGAGGACAUGAUCAUACCACAAUCUGGAAGGACUGCAAUACAGAACGCAGCUAUGUUUUACCGUUCUUGCACAAGAGUCUACGCAGACGGCAAGGAGAACGUCGGGGAAGUCAAAGCGAUGCUACAAACAUUCGGCAUACUGUGGCCAGAAUGGAGCAGAGAAUCCAACAUACUACGCAUUCUUUCCACGGUGUCAGCCGCGUGGAACUGGGGAAGCAUCCUGCUUUUUGACAUCCCAGUUCAAGCAAGGCUCACCAUCGCACCUGCCCCGUACUUUCAAUUCCUCGUCGAGCGACACAUUCAAAUCGAGCAGCACCUGGACGCAAACGUGGAACAACCGUACAGGAGCUUCUUCGAAGCCGCAGUUCAAAUGUUCGCUCGGCCUGGAGCCGAGCGAGCGUUGUCUUAUUACGAGCACUGGAACAUCGAGAGCACUGUGUUGUCAACGCUCAAGGCUGCAUAUAACAAGUACGAUUGGAUGAACAUCGAGAAUGCCACCCUCAACGAAACUGUCGAUUUGGCGGAGCGAGCAAAGCCGCGUGAUGCAUGGGUGCAAGAGAUCAGCGCCGCGUUCAAUGUCUCCGUCGACGAUAGCUUUUCAGUUUCCAUCGAGAACGUGCACUAUUUUCAGUCGCUUUUCAGUCUCGUCAGGGACCAAGGUGAAAGCGACUUGGCCUAUUAUGUUGGCUGGGGCGUUGUGCAGGCGCUGUCGCUUAUGUCGAGCUCGAUUCUUAUCCGCCGGUACUUCGCCACCGAUGACGAAGCCAGGCAAGGUCAAAGCACGUUCUGCACUAAACUGACCAACAUGUAUAUGAGCCCGGCCCUUCACGCGAUCUACGUGAGGGAUGAGAUCGGUGUCCAUGUCCUAGUGGAUGCCGAGGACACAGGACGAAAUAUAGAGAGUGUCUUCCGAGACGGAGUUAACGUGAUUGCCGCUUGGCGAGAUGCUCUGCCAAGCGGUGCAUUUUCAGUAGCCGGACUCGUCGAACACCUCUCCACCAUGAGAAAAGCCGACGCAGGUUCAAGCGACCAGGAGUACGAGCACUUCCCUGAGAUGGGCGACGACAUCUUGAAUAACAUGGAACUUGCUGCACGCAAGCAUCGGAGUAUCAAGACAGGCAAUAACUCGGCGGUGGACAUGGUCGUCAACGGCACCGUGCAAUUUUUUCAUUUCCUGGACGGCCAUGUCGCACUGCAUCCUAUCAUCUUUCAGGAGCCGUUAUACAGCAGCGACGCUCUGCCGGCGAUCACCUACGGCACACUGGGCACCGAGGUCUCCUAUGCCUUGGCCACGCGGUUGCUCGACGUAGUCCUAGAAUCCAAGAACGAGCUUCACGUGCCCUUGAGGCCCAUCCUGACGUGCGUGUUCGGUCAAGAGAUGCUCGCGAGCGAACUCGAUAGCCGUCAGCUAGAGUUCCUUCGGCGUCUUGUAUCGGUACGUGCAGUUUUCCAGGCGUUCGCCCGCGGACCUCGUGCAGCAUCGGGCUCACCUUUCGGGUUGCACAACUAUGAGCAUUUGUCAAGCAAUCAGCUGCUGUUUAUAUUCUGGUGCUUCGUUCAGUGCGGGUCCAGGGACGGUAAAGUAAUAUGCAACAAGGCUGCAAGCUUGACGCGGGGAUUUUCCGGUGCUUUCCGCUGCAGGAAGGGCAGCCCUAUGUACGCUGAAAAUGACUGUCCUCUGUUUGAGAAGGAGAAGUGA
Dermacentor andersoni is the source of this 2542-nucleotide messenger RNA. Lineage: Eukaryota; Metazoa; Arthropoda; Arachnida; Ixodida; Ixodidae. The record is from RefSeq and is a predicted model, not a curated record.